Molecule: messenger RNA, 2901 nt
Organism: Vitrella brassicaformis
Lineage: Eukaryota; Vitrellaceae
Source: the annotation of a GenBank genome assembly
ACCCGCUAUCCAAUGAGUCAGUCUUUCGCUCGUGUGAAUGGAUCCCACACUUACACGUAAGGACACUGACAUAAAAAAGCGCAAGUCGGGCUAGGCUCGGUACACAGCACGAUAGACAGCAUGGACUGAGCCAAAGAAGAGAGGCAGCCAGGUAGACGCACCAGGUGGGGUGCCGCAUCGCCCUCCCCUCCUGGUGUGUUGCAUCCCCUGAGCUGCUGCCGCCCCAACGGCUGCACCCCAGCUACCUCCAAUGCCACCCCACCGCUGCACACGCCCGCCCGCCCCCCAACACUGACUCCUCCACGUGCAGUGGCCGUUGCCGCCCCACUGCACGCCAGCUACUUCCGAUGUCUUCGUGUGUGCCGCCGCCCAAGUCCACCUCAGUCACUCGACGCCACCCCGACAGCUGCAGUCAUGAAACAAGAGACAGUCUCACUGUUGUGUUGACUCAUCGUGUGUGUGUACCUGUCUUGAUGAGCUCGUUGACCUUUGGGAGGAGUGUGAUGGCGUCGCCCAUCUUGUUGUGGGCGAUGUCAACUGCCCGCGGGAAGACAGCAGGGCCACUGCCGAUCUGCUGGGGCGCCUCGGUGGUGUAGAGGAUGAUGCUUGCCACCCCAUUACCCCAGUUGGCCAUCCAGAUGUAGGCCACGAACUCGUCGCCCUCCCUGUCGCCACAGAGCAUGACGAGUCGGUGUGAGCGGCCGUAGCUGUGGUUGUAGUCGAUGGUGCGGCAGCCGUCCCACAGGGGCGGCUGCUGGUCGAUCAGGUCACCGAUGCGAUCACACUCAGCAGAGCGGCGACGGUAGGACCGACUCGACACCAAUUGCGACGACAGCGAUGCCAACCUGAAAGAGCAGGGAGGAAAAGGCAUAGCAGUCGACACAUUGGUGUGUUGUGCCCUCUCGUUUCACUCGCUGCACACCUCUUGAUGGCCAACUCACGGAAGCUGCCAUGCUCGAAAAUAUCGUCUGCAGGCACACACACACAGCGGCAGACGCCAUCCAUGCCAGGUCGCCUCCCCUGUGGUGCUUUCCCCUCUCUCUCUCUCACGUUCACACGGGGGAUCGGCCGCAUCGAAUCGAUCUCGAUACCUGACCGGCACCGUCUGCUCGGUGUGCACCACCACCUCACUCCCGCCAAGCUCGUCCCUCCCAUUGGCUGUGCGCCUCAGCCGCAUCCCCUCGCCCCGUCGGUGGCUGAAGAGGGCAUAUUGCCUCAUGCUGGGCGGCCGGCUGUCGAUGACGGCCUUGCUGCCCACCUGGUGCAGGUCGACGCCCGUCAGCUCGAUGGGCAGCUGCUGCACUCGUCCGCAGCUCUUGGACAUCCGCAGCAGCGGCACGUUGCCCCGCCAGUCGCCCCCCGUCACCAUCACAUAGUGGAGGCGGAUCAGCCGCAUUCGGCGCACUAGACGACUGCCAUGGCUCGACUGGCGCAGCGGGGUGUAGCCGAUGACGCCAGUGAGUCCGUGGCGCUGGAUGAUGCUGUCGAUGUCGGCGAUCAGGGCGGCCUCGACGGCGCUGCCGACCGCUUCUGAUGUGCGGCAGAGGGCGAUCGUGUUGUGUGGGGUGAGGGUGGCGGGAUCGUCACGGUGGCCGCUGAUGAAGGGCAGCAGGCUGCCGCGGAGGACAUCGGUGGGCAGGUCGGGCAGCCCGGGCGGGUCGGCCGCACCAGACGACGGCUCUGCGGGCGGCGCGUCAACACGGCGGCGCUUCGAAUUCACCUCAACCUGCACACACACAUCACACCACCCACACAUUGGCCGUCAUGGCAAUGACGAGCAAGAGCGCAGCAGCCGUACCUUCAAUUUUGUCUUGGUGGUCUUGGUGGUCUUCUCGUUGGCGGCGCGACGGAUGAGCUUGAAGGUCUUGGAAUGGCCUUCCAUCUAAAACACACAAACACAGGCAGGAGAACCCACGGCUUUCAUCAGUCGACAGACGAUGGCUGCGUGGACAUAUCUGUGUAAACGCACCAGUGCUACGUCGUUCAGUCGGCCGACUGCUCUACAGAACUCUGAAGUGGCGCUCUCGAGCAUCGCUGUGCGACUCUCAGCAACAGAACCCUGCACACAGACGACAGACCAGAUCAACCGAAAGGAAUCAAUCACUCAUUCACCCGUUCAUUGUGCAACGGACGUGUUGACUCACUGACCUUCGCAGCGAGAUAUUUGAUCGUGCCACUGGCCUGCGCACACCACACACACCAUACAGGAUACACACGACGCACAUGACACACAUGUCGCACGACAGCCCACCAUCUCCCUCCCUGCCACACAGGUGGUCUCCUCUGCCAGUGCAGCACCUGAGCCACCUACCUGAUCGCGGGCAUGCUUCAGCUGCUUCACCACCCCACGCAGGCUCUGCAAAGACAGGCAUACACACGACACAAGAAGGUCAUGGGCAGCUGACGAACAGAAGACGGUCUUUGCAUGUCUGUGUGUCUGUAAUGGCUCACCGACUGGUCAUCGUUUGUGUGCCGCUAUGAUUGACGAACCCAAACAGAUUGCUACGUCCACCACCGCCUGGCCAACACACAAACCACCCCACACAUGAGAAUUCCUUUCCGCCCUCGCCCAGUCAGUUCUGUCAGCCCACCUGCGGCAGCUGAUGCCGAGGGUGAUGGGCCGCUCAUCGCGCCCGCUGCCGGCUAUGCUCACGGGCACCUCCAACCUAUGCCUGAAGACCAUGUGAGUGUGGUGUUUGCGAUGAGUGUCAUGGUUCGUGCUGUGCUUACCGGUGAAAAGGCAGCGACUAUACACUCAACAGAGGAGCCAUCGCCCUUUCUUUCUCCUUCGCCUUUGAAGCUCGCAUGAUCGAAGAGGAUGGCGGCGAGCUUUGGCGGAGCUCGCGGCGAGUGAACGGCAGCAUGCGAAUCGGCAUUGUGUCUUCCUCCCCACCCUUGAAU